GGGGCCUGCUGGUCAGAAUGGUGUGGCGGCUGAGGGGCUGGCUCGUCUGGCCUUGACAAUGAUUUCCCAACCCCGGCCGCCCCCUCUCCCCCCACACCCCAGGAACAGCAAUGUCCGUGCAGGUGGCAGUCGCCGGGAGCAUGGGGCUGGGCCCAGAGCGCCUGAGCCCUGAGGAGCUGGUGCGGCAGACGCGACAAGUGGUCCAGGGGCUGGAGGCCCUACGCUCCGAGCACCACGGGCUGGCGGGGCGCCUGGCGGAGGCCCUGGCAGGACAGGGCCCGGUGGCUGGCUUGGAACUUCUGGAAGAAAAGCAGCAGGUGGUGACACACUCGCUGGAGGCCAUCGAGCUGGGGCUGGGCGAGGCCCAGAUGCUGCUGGCCCUGUCGGCGCACGUGGGUGCGCUGGAGGCCGAGAAGCAGCGGCUCCGCGCGCAGGCCCGGCGGCUGGCCCAGGAGAACGCGUGGCUGCGGGAGGAGCUGGAGGAGACGCAGCGGAGGCUGCGGGCCAGCGAGGAGGCCGUGGCCCAGCUGGAGGAGGAGAAGGGGCACCUCGAGUUCCUGGGGCAGCUGCGGCAGUAUGACUUGCCUGCAGAGAGCCAGCGGCCCGAGUCCCCACCUCGCCGAGACAGCCUGGCCUCGCUGUUCCCCAGCGAGGAGGAGGAGAGGAACGGUCCGGAGGCAGCAGGGGCCGCAGCGGCUCAGCAGGGCGGCUACGAGAUCCCGGCCCGUCUGCGGACGCUGCACAACCUCGUGAUCCAGUAUGCGGGGCAGGGCCGCUACGAGGUGGCUGUGCCACUGUGCCGCCAGGCCUUAGAGGACCUGGAGCGGAGCUCCGGCCACUGCCACCCUGACGUGGCCACCAUGCUCAACAUCCUGGCGCUGGUGUACCGGGACCAGAACAAGUACAAAGAAGCCACAGACUUGCUGCACGAUGCCCUGCAGAUCAGGGAGCAGACGCUGGGCCCCGAGCACCCCGCGGUGGCUGCCACCCUCAACAACCUGGCUGUCCUCUACGGGAAGCGUGGGCGGUACCGGGAGGCAGAGCCGCUGUGCCAGCGUGCCCUUGAGAUCCGCGAGAAGGUCUUGGGUGCCGACCACCCAGAUGUGGCCAAGCAGCUCAACAACCUGGCCCUGCUCUGCCAGAACCAGGGCAAGUUCGAGGAGGUGGAGCAGCACUAUGCUCGAGCCCUGAGCAUCUACGAGGCCCUGGGCGGGCCCCACGACCCAAACGUGGCCAAGACCAAGAACAACCUGGCCUCAGCCUACCUGAAACAGAACAAGUACCAGCAAGCAGAAGAGCUCUACAAGGAAAUCCUCAGCAGGGAGGGCCUGCCUGCCCCUCUCGGGGCCCCCGACGCAGGCACUGCCGGUGACACAGGACAACAGACCCUUCGUCGGAGCAGCUCGUUCUCCAAGUUCCGAGAGUCUAUCCGGCGCGGAAGCGAGAAGCUGGUCUCCCGUCUCCGAGGCGACGGAGCGGCCGGGGCAGCCGGGAUGAAGAGAGCCGUGUCACUCAACAUGCUGCACGCGGAGGGUGCGAGGGCCACUGGGACCCCGGUGAGGGGCAGACGGGUGCCAGGGUCAAGGAGGGGGUAGGAGGGGCCCGGAGGGGCGGGUGGGGACAGUCAGGCUGGCACUGGGAGCUGGGCUGGA
This is a messenger RNA of Pteropus alecto (black flying fox), 1652 nucleotides long. RefSeq names its product kinesin light chain 3 (gene KLC3). The transcript is spliced from 11 exons. The record is from RefSeq and is a predicted model, not a curated record. Gene Ontology annotation, biological process: axo-dendritic transport. Bases 111 to 1595 code for a protein of 494 amino acids. Gene Ontology annotation, cellular component: kinesin complex; cytoplasm; membrane-bounded organelle. Lineage: Eukaryota; Metazoa; Chordata; Mammalia; Chiroptera; Pteropodidae. Gene Ontology annotation, molecular function: kinesin binding.